UCAAAUAAUAUUAAAUAAAAAACGUUAUAUAAAUAAAAAUUCCAUACUAUAAGCUAUUCUUGUAUGUGAACUUACAGCGCUUUAAAGGAACAGUAAAACCGGCACAGUUAUUCUUAGUUGCGAUAUUUCGCAACACUGUUCUUUACAUAACUAAAGAGAGCAGCAGCUUUUUACUGCAUUUGUACAUUAUCAAAAAAAAUUACAUACAAUGGCUAGCACACAAAGUAAAGACGCCUGCACCAUUUGCGAGAAGGUCGGCUUAAAGCCCUUCACCAAAGAAAACAUUUUCAACUAUUACAUACCAUUGCACGGAGUUGUUAGCUAUGGAGCGCUCAGCGUCAACGUGAUGAAUCCGCAGAUUGUGCCAAAAAUAUUGCCCAAAAAGGAUUUGACAAAUGUGUUCCUAAUCUCUGCAAUUGUUGGUAGCGCCUUCUACAUAUACGGCCGGCCACACUUAAAGGAUAUUAAGAACAACAAACGUGCAGCAUACGCCCUGCUAGGCGCCACACUCUUCAGCAUGGGCUCGGUGCUCGCCUGGGCGCUGAUCAAGUCUGCCUUGCCCAAGGACAAUGCUUUGCUGGCGACAAUCGCUGGCAUUGGCACUGGGGCUGCCGUCGUUAAAAUCGGUACCGACUACAUUCAUGAUCUGGACAAGCUUAAGAACUGAAGUGCAACGGCAAGAGAUAUAUAAUAUAUAAUAUAUAUGUAUAUGGUAAAGGCGAUUUAUGAUGUAUACUAGUUUUUGUAAAGUGUUUUCCCGAUCUUAAAACGCUCUUAAUUAAUAACUUGCAAAAAUAGUAACGCUC
Messenger RNA from Drosophila hydei, 806 nucleotides. RefSeq lists its product as uncharacterized. The transcript has a single exon. The record is from RefSeq and is a predicted model, not a curated record. Lineage: Eukaryota; Metazoa; Arthropoda; Insecta; Diptera; Drosophilidae. The coding region runs from base 209 to 667 and encodes 152 amino acids.